AUGUCUAGGCUUCGCGUUCAUAUUUUUUUGAGUGGACUCGAUUCUGAAUUUGAUCAAGUUCAUGGAGAAAUCUUACGAAAAGACCCAAAACUUGAUUUGGAGAACACAUAUGCAUAUGUGAGGAGAGACUAUCAACAACGACAGACAAUGGGAGGAUCUUGCCCAAUCUCUGAGAACUCGGCUAUGUUGGACAUUCUAACUCGAAAGAUUCUUGGUUAUGGUGUUAAACGGGGCAAACUCUAUUACUUGGAUUUAACAGAGAAUGGGGGACAAAAAUUUAGUCAGGGGGAGAACUCUAGUGAAGAGAAGAUGUUACAAGAAGGAAGCAGAGGAGAUGAGUUUUUAGAGCUCGAAAAAGUGAAUGAAAGAGUUGGAAGGAGUGAUCAACAAAACUUUGAUAGUAUUAUUUAUGUGAUUGAAAAGGUCAUGUUGGCUCUUUCCAAAAAUCAUUCAGAAUCACCAAUGGCUACAGAGUUGCCCAUGUUAACACCAUUAACUGAAGAAUCAACCCAUAAUGCUUCUCCUCAGGUAACUUCCAGUCCCAUAUCUGAUAAGUCUUUAGAAAAUUUGGCUCCAAGAUAUCCACAAAGAUCGAAUAAGGGUGUCCCAAAGAAACCAUAUGAACAUGAUCCUAAAGCCCAUGUUAAAUACCCAAUUAGUAAUUAUGUCUCCACUCAUAGGCUGUCUGAAUUGUAUGCACUUACUAUUAAUCAACUAUCCAAUGUAUCUAUUCCUAUGGCCUUUGCAAAAUUUGAUGUUAAGAAUGCGUUUCUCAAAGGCGAUUUAAAGGAGGAUGUCUACAUGGAGCUGCCAUCAGGAGUUAAAUGUACUUCAUCGGGUGGAAAUGAAAGCAAUUCAGAUCAUACUUUGUUUAUAAAACACAAAGAAGGGAAGGUUUUGGCUUUAAUUGUGUAUGUUCAUGAUAUGGUCCUGACAUGAGACGAUCCAUGUGAAAUGAAGUCAUUACAAGGAUAUUUAGCUAUUGAGUUUCAAAUGAAGGAUCUGGGGCAACUUAAAUAUUUCUUAGGAAUUGUAAUAGCAAGAUCAGAACGAAGGCAAGUACCAAUAGCUAUGGGUUGCUAUCAAUGGUUGGUUGGGAGAUUAAUUUAUUUGUCACACACGAGGCCUGAAAUAGCCUACGCUAUGAGCAUCGUAAGUCAAUUCAUGCAUGCACCAAGUGAAGAGCACAUGAAUGCAGUAUACCGAAUAUUGAGAUACUUGAAGGGUGAUCCGGGCAAAGGUUUAUUAUUCUCAAAAACUGGUGUCUCUAACAUUGAAGGAUACACAGACGCUGAUUGGGCAGGCGAUCAAACAACCAGAAGGUCCACAUCUGGGUAUUUUACUUUCGUGGAGGGUAACCUUGUUAUUUGGAGAAGCAAGAAGCAAAAGGUUGUGGCACAAUCAAGUGCAGAAGCUGAAUUGUGA
This is a messenger RNA of Pistacia vera, 1425 nucleotides long. RefSeq lists its product as uncharacterized. The transcript is spliced from 6 exons. The record is from RefSeq and is a predicted model, not a curated record. NCBI's taxonomy places the organism in Eukaryota, Viridiplantae, Streptophyta, Magnoliopsida, Sapindales, Anacardiaceae.